This is a messenger RNA of Linum trigynum, 1988 nucleotides long. The record is from the annotation of a GenBank genome assembly. NCBI's taxonomy places the organism in Eukaryota, Viridiplantae, Streptophyta, Magnoliopsida, Malpighiales, Linaceae.
GAUUUUGCUGCAACAAUUCUUAAUUUUUGUUUUCGUUUUUUGGCAGGGUUAUCGAAAUUCCAAUAGUUUAACUCAUGCGCUAGGCGCUGGUAUGAAUGAUCUCCACUUUUGUCCUUUCCCACUCCCCUGAUCCAUUUAAUACAAACGACGUCCAGAUUAAACUUCCCGAAAUUCUUCGAGGUCCAACCACCUCAAUUCAUUUUCCGGCGAUUUCGGGCGGGCGGGUCUCUCUCCGCUCCCACCACCAUGAUCGAAUCCAAGCCUUUCCAAAUAUCUGUCGAUCAUGAUGCUGCUUACGCGGAUUAUCAAAUCCAAUUGGACCCCCCGCCGCCGGUCAUCAACCACCUUGAUUUCUCUGCCUACCAGGCCGCCGUCGCCGUUCAGCAACCCCAAAUCCAAUCCAACGAAUGGUUCGAUUUCUCCCCCAAUCCGAACAAAAUUGACAAUGCAGCACCCGCCGCUUUCCCUUGCGACGCCCCCGUCGCCGUUCCCCCAAAUAUUGCGGCAGAGUUAGACGAAUUCGAGGCUCUCAAGGCCGCCGAAAUCGAAGACGUCAGUGCCUGGCUAAGAGGGGUCGACGAUACUAACAAGCUCUAUCCAUCGAAACAACUUGCCGACACUCGAAUCGGCUACGAGAAUUGCGGCGGAUACGCGGCGGCGCAGACUACGACCACUAUAUUCAUGGGAGGUCAGGCGCUGACGCUGCCGAUGGAGACGGCGGAGAUCGACAGCCAGGUGAGCGUAACCCACCUAACGAAAGCAUACGCGGAGGCGAUGGAGAACAAGCAGGCGGAGCUGGCGGAGAUGAUCACGGGCCGGAUCAGCGAGAAAGUGAGCCCCACCGGCGAGAUCAACGACCGGCUGUUGUACUACGCAUUCCAGCCGCUGGACAAACAAACAGAGUACCUGAAACAAGAGUCCGGCAAGAACUUCGACAGAGCAAUGGAAGCCUUCUACCGGAUUUUCCCUUACGGGAUGGUGGCGCAUUUCGCGGCGAAUUCGGCGAUCCUCGAAACGACGACGCAGGACACCGACGUGCUCCACAUAAUCGACUUCGACAUAGGGGAAGGCGUCCAGUGGCCGUCGCUCAUUCUCGCGCUCGCCCAGCAGCAAAGAGAAAUCCCCCAGAUCUCGUCUCAGGGCUUCUACGACGCCGUGUUGCAGCCGCAGCAAAGGACGACGACGACGGUGAGGCUGACGGCGAUCAACUGGAAGAGCGAGGAAUUCGGGCACGUGAAUUCGAGGCGGAGAUUCGAAGGCACGAAGAGGCAACUUCAGGACUACGCCAACUCGUUCGGCGUGAUAAUGAAAGUGGAUGAGAUGGAGAUUCAGGAUGUGGAGAGGGAAGUUCGGAGAAGCUUGAAAAGAGGUGGGAAGAGGUGCUUGGCUUUCAAUUGCAUGUGGGGGCUGCCGCACAUGGGCCGGCGGCGGAGUAAAAGCAGAGUGAUGGAGUUCUUACGGCUGGCGAAAGAAAUGUCGGCCCUCUCUGCUUACAACAAGACAGGGUCGAAAGGAAUUUUGACAUUCGGCAAUGGCGACUGCUCUGGUUGGAAGAUGAAUUCGAACGACGAUUCGGGUGGAUUCCGUGCCUUCUUCGACGGGUACAUGGAUCACUACAGGGCGAUGCUGGAAUCGAUGGAGUGGAGCUUUCCGAUCCGAUUGGGGGAAGCGAGAUUGGCGAUGGAGUAUCUGUUCGUUGCGCCGUACAUCCACUCCUCGGAGUGGGAAUUGAGCUGGAGCGAGAUGAUGAGCGAAGGGCGAGAGUUGGUGCGAGGGUUAGGGUUUCAGGGGAUGAGAAUAGUGGGAGAGUGUCUGGCGGAAGCGAGGGAGUUGGUGAGGGAAGGGGAGAGUCAGUAUGGGUUGCGAAUUGAAGGGGAGAAUCAGAAUGAGAUGGUUCUGGAAUGGAGAGGAACACCAUUGCUCAAAGUUUCGGCUUGGAGAUGAGCUUUUGGUUCUAUCUGUUUACCCAACAAAAGUUUUUUGGUGUC